This is a messenger RNA of Calliphora vicina (urban bluebottle blowfly), 1082 nucleotides long. RefSeq names its product coiled-coil domain-containing protein 34-like. NCBI's taxonomy places the organism in Eukaryota, Metazoa, Arthropoda, Insecta, Diptera, Calliphoridae. The record is from RefSeq and is a predicted model, not a curated record. Bases 112 to 1008 code for a protein of 298 amino acids. The transcript has 3 exons.
UUAUUUAUUUAAAAUCAAAAUUCCGCAAAAUAAUUUUCAAAAUAUUAAAAAAAAUACGACAUAUUUUGUAUAAUAUUAAAGGCUGCUAAUAAAAAUAGACACGGAAUUGAAAUGGCGUGGUAUACAUCAAGAAUUGGCGAUAAGGAAAGUGACACCGAGAUACGAAAUUCGGCCCGCAGUUUAUCUUCAUCUAUAAAUGGUGGUAGCUCUCAUUUUAACUUAAGUUCGCGUAGUUACGAUACUUCUAAGAAUAGUGUAAGAUAUGUAAAUUCUGCAGCAUUUAUAGAGAAUAAUGUCCCCCUAACAGAUAUUUCGACUGGGGAUAAUAUCAAAUACACAGCCAUGUCAGAAACUAACAGCGAUAUUGUACCUCCAUUGGAUAUAAAUUCAGAGGAAAAUUAUCCUACCACACGUGAUUACACUUUUUCCUAUCGUAAACAUUGUGAGCCAGCUAAAAUUCCACAUAAGCCUGAUCAGGCAUACGAAACCUGGCUCUCGGCUAAAAGAAAACUCCUUUCUGAUGAAGCAGCUAGACGUAAAAAGGCCGAAGAAUUAAAGCAACAAGAAAUUGAAGAACGUAAACGUUUAGCAAAGGAAAAAUAUGAAAAAUGGUUAGAGAAAAAAUCACAAUCUUCCAUAGGACAACAGUCUAUGACCAACAUAACGGUAAAAACUGUUCCAAGUUUAGAAAUUCGAGCACGACCCCAGCUCACUGCCGAAGAGGCUCAUGCUCGUUUGGAAGAAUGGGAAAGGGCAAAACGUUUAGAAGAUGAACGUCGUCGCUUGCUAAAACGACAAGAGGAACAACAUCAGCGUAAGCUGGAACAGGAACGGCGUCAAAUGGCUGACGAGGCUUGGGAAAAAUGGAUAGCUAGUGCUGAUAAAAAACCUAAACCUGUUCCCUUAAAUCGUGGUAUAUUCACACUUCGUGGCACAGUAUCGGAUAUUUUUGUGAAUCCCAACGAAUGGAAAACGAUAGUACCAACAAGCAAUGAAAAUAAGCAAUAGUUUUUUAAAUAUUGUACAAAAUCUUUAUUAAACUGGAAUUAAAUAAACUAUCUUUCCAACGAAGUAUUAUUGUA